Molecule: messenger RNA, 3822 nt
Organism: Scedosporium apiospermum
Lineage: Eukaryota; Fungi; Ascomycota; Sordariomycetes; Microascales; Microascaceae
Exons: 11
Coding region: 1-3822 (1273 amino acids)
Molecular function (GO): phosphatidylcholine lysophospholipase A1 activity
Source: RefSeq, a predicted model, not a curated record
AUGGCGUCAACAGCGCCUCGUCCACGGCACUCCGUCGGCCUACGGUGGAAUGCGCUGACGGCUUUGACACUUGUGCUAGUGUCUUUCGCCCUUUGGAUCCCAGUUUCAAACGCCACCACGAUGGUGCGCCGAGGCCCUAUUGGUAACGGAGUCGAAUUGAGGGUGCUUCCUAUUGGAGAUUCUAUUACCUGGGGUGCCCAGAGUUCAGAUGAGAAUGGUUACCGAAGUACCCUUUUUAAGCUCCUCGAGGAUCGAGGGAACAAGGUCGACUUUGUCGGAAAAGUGAAGAGCGGAACCAUGGCCGACAAUCAACACGAGGGACACCGAGGUUUCCUGAUCAGUGAGAUUGAGAGCUCAAGUUCGACUGGCAUCAGUGCUGCCGGAAACAUUGCGCUGGUUCAUGCGGGAACCAACGACAUGAACAAAGAUAUCAACGUUGCAAAUGCUCCUGCACGCCUCAAGUCCUUGAUCAAUACCAUUUUCAAAGUCAAUCCCGACGCGUGUGUAUUUGUGUGCCAGAUCGUUCCGGCAAGGUCCAGCAGCACGCAGGCACGCAUUGACGCGUUUAACGCUCAAAUACCCGCUCUCGUGGACAGCUUUGUCGACGCAGGGAAAAAAGUGAUGAUGGUUUCGAUGAACCAUGCUCUGACCCUUGCUUCCGACAUCAGAGACGAUCUUCACCCCAACGACGCAGGCUACGUGAAGAUGGCCAAUGCCUACUAUGACGCAAUAGAAAAGGCGGAUGCCAAGGGCUGGAUCACCAAGCCAGGUAAAGCAGUGACUCCUGCGGAUGCCACCUCUCCGGAGAAGUGUGGACCAUCGCCGUCCUGGUAUAGGGUGACUGAGCCGAUCGCCUCCGGCGCCAAAGUAGCAUACGGCGAUGGCGAUUUCAAGCAGGCCUGGAAUAAAAUGGGUGUCGUAGCGGAAGGCGCAUGCCCACGUGCCCGACUGCACUUCAUGGAUCUUAAUGGCGAUGGCCUGAAGGAUUAUGCUUGUGUAGAUCCAGACACGGGAGAAACCGAGGUUCAUAUCAAUAUCCCUGACUCGCAGGGUAGGACAUCGGGAUCUUGGGGCAAGGGCCGUAUCAUAGCGACGGGCAAGGAGGGUCGAAGCGGCAAAGGCGUCAAGUUCGCUGAUUUGAAUGGAGAUGGUAGGGACGACUAUAUCUAUGUUGACCCCGAUGAUGGUGAAGUUUAUGCUUGGAUCAACCGACUAGAGAAAGAUGGCGUAUGGCAAUGGGAGUCUAUUGGCAGGAUUGCUGGUGGAGUAGGAGCAACAAAGGACAACCUUCAAAUGGUUGACCUUGAUGGUGAUGGUAGGGCUGAUUUCUGCAUAGUUGGCAAGGACUCUGGUGUGGUCACAGCUUGGUUGAACACCGGUGUUGCCGACAUGCCCGAUUACCACAAACUCGGAGUCAUCGCUACCGGAGCCUCCGCCCAGAAAGGAGAUACGGUUAUCCUGGGCGACUUUACUGGUGAAGGCAGAGCCGAUUACAUGUAUGUCAGCGAAGGCGGCAAGGUCCACGGGUUCGUCAACCGCCUACAGGAAGAGUCCAUCGCGCCUCGGUGGCUGGGACCUGUUGUUUUCGCUGAUGGACCCGACGGUGCUAAGCAGGACCAAGUGCGCCUGGUGGACUUCACUGGUGAUGGUAAGGUGGACUAUCUCCUUGUUGAUGAAAAGACUGGUAAGGUCACACUGUGGGAAAACCAGGGCACCGGAGGGAGAUACCAGCCAGGAGAAGGUGUGAUCCUAUGUGACUUGGACGGGGAUGGCGUUAAAGACUACUUCUGGGUUGAUCACGAUGGCAAAGGUUGGGGUUACUUGAACGUAGGCAAAGGCAAAAACGAAUGGGAGCCUUUGGGAAACAUUGCCCUCGGAACAGGCCACAAGAGAGAGCAGGUUCGCAUGGCAGUUCUGACAACCAGCGGCCGUGCAGACUAUAUUGUUGUGGACGAUGAAACCGGACGAGCCGAAUGGUGGCAAAACAUGGGUCGAAAAGGAAACUGGAAUUGGCAAGCCCGUGGAGUUUUUGCUACAGGUCCUAAGAAUACCAUUGCCAGCCAGUUUGGGUGGGGCUUCAACGGAAGGAAUGUGCGCUUUGCAGACUUGGACGGCGAUGGCCUUGACGACUACAUCUAUAUCAACGAAAAAGGUGCCACGGUCUGGUGGAAACACCUUGGGACAGAUCCGCCAUCCUGGGGUCUCCCCCAUUUGGUCGCCAACCCCCGCGAGCCCGUUUCGCCGCGGGACAUUCAAUUUGCUGAUACCAACGGGGACGGUCGUCUGGACUUCAACGUGAUCGGUCGGGUUACUGAUAACGGCCGACUCGAUCUCUGGAUCAAUCGCUGUGAUCCGAUUAGCGAUGGCGGUAAUAACGACCCCGGCGAUCCGCAGCCUGUUGAGGAAGAGUCCUGGAGGGAUGUGCCUUGCACUGACUCGGGCGCUACCGAUGCUCUCGAUGACGCGGAUGAAAAAUGGAAGAAAGUGCACGCCGACCAAGCCUGGAAAGACGCUCUCGCAGGAUGGAAGAAAAACAUCAGCGAUCCCGAUUAUAAAGACGGUUUCUCUGAAUCGAUCGCCAAUUUCUUCAAUGAGAAUCCAGGCAUGGAGUGCGAAAAGCUUGCCGAAAAUAAUGGUUGCCAUGGCGGCGCCUAUUUGAAAUGCGAGGAUCAAAGAGGAGAAGCGGCCCCGGCGUCUUCGUUCAUUUUGAACUCUUUCAUGAAACUUGAAUCGCUGCUCUGGAACCAAUACACCUCGACAGAGAGCGUGAAAAACAAUAUUGAAGACAAGAUGGGCACAUUUACAGAUACUUUUGCCCCUCUGAAGAAGGAGGACGUAGCCCUCUCUGUUAUCCUUGAUAUCGUCACUAUUGGCUACGUCUCUUUCGCAGCCCCAACGUGGGGGAAAGUAGUAAAGCAGAUGGACUUCGCUAGGAGAAACGGCGGAAACUUCGAUACGCUCAAGGACUUCACCAACGGCAUGGUAACUCAAGGCAUGACUCUCACCAAGGACAUUCUUGCGUCAAAAAAAACAGCGCUUGACGUACAGAAUUCGCUAGCCUUUCGCACCUCCAUCAUUGUCGAGACGUAUCUGAAUUCUAUCGUUGCUUUUGCCGCUACUGUAUUCAGUGGCAAGGGUGACGGUCUCGACCUCCUUAGCGACAUCAUCGCGGACGGCAAGAUGAUUGACUCGGGCCUAGACACUCUCGCCGUCAACGAAACUUCUGCCGCCAUUAACAAGGCUUUGUACGCUCAACUAAUUCCUAUGGCCUGGAGACAAACAGACAGGGAUUUGAACCCUUUUGUUCUUGACACCGAGCUCAGCUGCGAGGAUGCACCCAAGGAUGACCAGAUCCAGAGACGUCUUACCGACAAUGCUUUGAAAAGUGAAAUGGUCUGCGACAAAAAGAACAAUAGGGCGUACUACUUGGUUGCAUCCGAGGAUCCCCAUGCUAAUUGUUGGGACAAGGACGGCCGUUUCGCGUCCAUCGGUUGCUACCCAUUCGCGAAAUUACCAGGUACGGAGGCCUUGAGCGAACUUUGGGGGAAUGUCUAUAGGGAGGAUUUCGUUCACGGGUCUCUAGCAACGUACAAGGCAAAUGGCGGCAAGAAUAUGGAAGGGAUUUCGGGCUGGUACAUUAAGAAGGAUGGAUGGAGGAGCGUCUUGGACGAUCUCAUUGACUACGAUAUCCGAGCGCCUUUCAUCUUUGAUCUUCCUGUCUGCACCUGGGGAGACGCCGUUAAAACCUCCGUUAAGUAUCGAGAUGGUGAUAGGCCACACCAUUUCCCCUGCCCUUUGAGGAUUGGCGAGGGCGAGCUUUAG